AUGACAGAAUUUAAUCAAUCUUUAAAAGAUGAAAAUCUGAAAAAUGUGAUAGAUCCACCCACUUUAAUUUUAAGUACGGAGCAAAGGAAACGCAUAGAGGAAAAUCGCCUUAAAGCAAAGGCCAAAUUAAUUGAAAAGCAGAAACAAAAAUUACUAGAAUUCGAACUAAAUUCACUAGAAACAACAAAUGAUAAACUUGGCGAUACAGAAAAAGUAUUACCUCCUAUGAAAAAAUUUGCGAAUUAUGCAGAUUAUGAUUUUUCAAAAAUGGUGGACACCCGUGGAGGAUUUCUAAUAGAAGAAUCUGAGAUAAAUUCAAAAAAGCGAAAAGAAAGAGUUCUCGAACCAGAAGAACCACCACUUAAUUCUUUUCUUGAUGACAACCCUAAAUGUAAAGAAUGUAAAACGGUAGAGAUUGAUUAUCAGUUUCACAGUUCAUUUCGUAUUAACAUAUGUAAAAAUUGCAAAGAAAAAUUUCCAGAAAAGUAUAGUUUAUUAACUAAGACAGAGGCAAAGGAAGAAGUUCUACCUCAUCUUUCGAGACCAAAUCCACACAAGUCAACUUGGAAUGACAUGAGAUUAUAUCUUAGAGAACAAGUAUUGUUAAAAUUUAGAGCUAAAAAUCUCGAUAAAGAAUUUGAAAAACGUGAAAAAGAAAAAAAGGCAAGAAAAGAUAAAAAAUUUAAAAAUAUGCUCUCAGAUCUUCGAAAACGUACAAGAACAGAUAAAUUGGAGAAGAGUAGACGUAAAGAACAUAAACAUGAGUACGGUAUGGCGAUAAAGGAUCCAAAAACUGGAGUGACAACACAAACUUGUAACGGUUGUGGAUUAAAAAUUGAAGUUGAUAUUUUUUAUCGACAUGAAAACUAA
This is a messenger RNA of Diversispora eburnea, 870 nucleotides long. The record is from the annotation of a GenBank genome assembly. NCBI's taxonomy places the organism in Eukaryota, Fungi, Glomeromycota, Glomeromycetes, Diversisporales, Diversisporaceae.